Molecule: messenger RNA, 3566 nt
Organism: Nezara viridula (southern green stink bug)
Lineage: Eukaryota; Metazoa; Arthropoda; Insecta; Hemiptera; Pentatomidae
Source: the annotation of a GenBank genome assembly
GACGGUUACAAAAUGUUACAGCCCCCUUCUUCUUCCCCAUUCAUACCCAAUAUUUCAGCUGAAAGACACAAAGAAAUUGGCCGAAGUGAAGAAGGAUCACUGGCGAUGGGAGCUUUGGCUGCUGCCGCUCAGUUGGGCGACUUCAAGACUGUAAAGAAACUAUUGGAGAUCGGGGUGGACAAAGAUUUCAUGCCGGAUCUCGACAGCAAGGAGAGGAACACCUUGCUAGACUCGAUAAACAUCAAAUUAGACAACAUAGAACAGCUUAUCGAGGGUGGGCUAGUGUCAAUCCCUAGUUUAAGGACCGUCAAGAAGGGUCCUUUCGCCAAGGGCAUGUUCAAGAUAAUCUUCAUCCCAGGGACAGAAUUCGUGAUGCACCUGAUGAUCGAAACGGCCAUGAUGGGCUCCUGGAACCCCUCCAACAACUCUGAAGGCUUCUAUCCGCUGCACUACUUUUGUUCGCUUCCCGACAUACCCACCGGGGCGAUCAACGACCUUCUAGAUUUACACCCGGUUGAUAUAAAUGAAAAGACCCUGAAUGGAUUCACAGCCUUGAUCAUUGCCGUCGCCAGGAAAAAUUUUCCCGUAGUUAAAUUUUUGAUCGAAAAAGGGGCUCUUCUGAAUUAUGCCCCGAUUGUUAAGAUCGCCAUAGAUGAAUUGGGAUCCUAUUAUCCGUAUUUGAAAGUAUUUUCUCCGGUAAAAGUAACUUUCCCACAGAUGCACUACUACUUCUCGCCAGUGGAGGCAGCUGUCUUUGCGAAUGAGCAAGACAUCCUCUGCUAUUUGGUGAAGAAGGGCGCUAAAGUCAUUAUAAACCAGGGCCUCUGGAACACCCUGAUCCACCCCAUUGUGAGGGGAAGACGGAGACUCGUCGAAAUGCUGCUAGAUAACGGUGUGGACGUCAACGUGGUGGACUUAAUGGGAACUUCCUCUCUACAUAAAGCCGCCAUGGAAAGUAGCAUCGAUUUGACAUACGUCUUGAUGAGGAGAGGCGCUAAUGUUAAUGCCCAAGACAGGCAUGGCUGGACUCCGCUCCACAUUGCGUGCCUUUUUUCACGAAACGUCUCCCUAGAGAUCAUACAACUGCUGCUGGAUGGAGGGGCAGACAUUGAAGCGACAACUGAAUUCGGCUUUACUCCGUUAUGCCUCGCCGAGGCAGGUAACGAUCUUUUCUUUUUGGGAUUCCUGGCAGAGAACAUGGACAAACUCGGCAAAGGUUUGAAGGAAAUAUAUAUGCCUGAAGAAGACACGAGAAAGGAGCACGAGGACAUAAUGACCCUAUUGCUGGACAAUGGAGCCAGCUGCAACCACCAGGACGACCACUUGGGAUGGACGGCACUGCACUGGGCCGCGGCAUCCGGGGACCUAAGAACGACACAGCUGUUGGUGUCGAGGGGUGCAAAGGUCAGCAUCAGGUCCAGGUUCAAUUUUAACCCUUACCAAACUGCCUUAUAUUUCAACAGAGGGCCGGUUAGUGCCUACCUCUUCACAGUCACUGAUGAGGCUAAAAAUAAGUAAUCACCUUAAUAAAAAAAAAUAUUUCCUUUAGACAUAUUUCUACUUAUCUAAUUUUUAUUUAUAGAACUACUUAUUUAUGGUAUUAAUAAUUUUAUUAUGGUGUUAAUGUACAAUUUUCUAAAAUAAUGAUGGGUAGUCAAAGAUGCAACCAAUUGGUUAAUUUUUUUAAAUGUUUAUGUAACAUUAGAUUUUUAAAAGAUUUUGUAAUGUUUCUUCAAUUAGUUUGGGAGGCUAGGUUUUUGAAUACAUCAUUUCUUGAUAAAUAUUUUAAUGUAAUCAUUAUAUUACAUUAUCAUUGCAUUCACAAUUCUGAGGUUUAGAUUUUUGGAGAAUACGCUAAUGGUAUAUCUAAAUCAGACUGGCUUUAGAUAAUUUAGUAGUUGAGUUCUAAUUAAUAAAAUAAUAAUAGAUAAUAUUAGAAAGAAUACAUUUUGAAUAGUCAAUGAAUUCGAUCUAUCUCUCGCUAUAUAUAUUUUGCGUGUUUUUCAAAGAGUUAUUAUUUGUUCAAGUAGGUUCUUGCUUAUAACUACUUAUUUAUCUAAAAUAUUUAUGUUGCUUUCAGUUUUUUAAUGAUUUUAACCUGCCAUUAUUUAUAAAUGUUAUUGUUUGGCCUGCUAGUUUUUAAGUAAUAAAUUCAUGACAAAAUUUAAAUUGAUUUUGUUGUUUUUAAUGUUAACUUUUUUAUUAAUAAAUUUACCAUACAUCAUUAUUGCUCGGUAAACUUUUACUUAAGAUUGUUAUGGAAAUCUUCCACAGUGUUUGAAGUUUGUGUCUACUUAAUUUUUUUUUUAUAUAUAAAUCAGACUGAAUGUAUAUACUUAAAUAUGUUUGUUCUAAUACGAAUGUGUAUGAUUUUGGAUGGAGUAUAUUGAAAAGGAUUAUUGUAUAGUUAUCAGAAUCCAAUUAUUAUAAGACAUAAAAUAUUGAUAUAGUUGGCAGCCCUACGGCGAAUUCACGCGGCUCUUGAAUGGUAUUUGGAAGGAAAGUGUUUAUUUUCCCAAUAUUACUUACAAAGUAUUAAUAAAUAUACACCUUUGCUUGAAAAUUAUAUCGUAACCUUUUAAUAUUUGUAUAUUUUUGUACACAAUGUAUUAGUAUUAUAGGAAAAUAAAAUGUUAGUCUGAUACCGCAUGAGUUCACAUUCUUGUCUCCAAGAAAUCCUGGCCAAGUGAUAGUUUUGGAUUUAAUGACUAUUCCUCCAGAUACAUUUUUACAAUGAUUUUUAAUGCUAUAAAGUAUAAUUUAAAAAAUAAUAUUGCAAUUAAUAAAUUGUGAGUAGUCAAUGGAUUGUAUUAGUACUUUUUUUUUUUUUAUAAGUUUGUAUGUCUGUUUCAAGCUGUUUCUAAGUAUGUAUUAUGAAUAUUUAUGUAACAUUGAAAUUUUUAAUUGUUUUAACCCGUCAUUAUUCACAAAUGAUAUUAUUUGGCUUGCUAAAAAAUAAAUUAGGUAUUAAAUGUAGUGCAUUUUUUAUAUUGAUAGUUGUUAUUUAUAAUCUGAAAAUUUUGAUUAAAUAUAACUUAAUCUGACAUCAUUCUUGUUCUAUACCCAUAUCCUUUCCACUAUUGCGGAAUAUUUUUGUUAUUUUUUUACGUAUUUUAGAUUCACUUAUAUUGAAAAUAUUAAUCUCCUACUUUUUUUAUUUAUUUAUUUUUUAUUUUCUCACUUUUUGUAUGGUUCAAAAUAUUUUUGUCAUGUCCAUACAAAAAGAAUAUUAAAGGAAAAUUUCGCACUAAAAUUUUAACAAAAGGUGAUGAUACCUUUCUUUGCGUCAGUUAUUUAAAUUAUAGAAAAUCUGAUCAUGGUCAUUUGUGAGUAUUGAUUUUAUGUCUAAAUACUAGCUUCUACUUCAUUGUAAUAAUAAUUGAACAAAUAAAGAUUUACUAUUUAAAAUAAAAUCAUAUGAAUUUUAAAUUAAAAUAAAUCAAAAGAAGAUAUUUAUAAUUUUCUUUCCCCAUCUCCCUUUUACUCAUCCUAGGCAAAAUUAUGGAAAAGCUCAUCCUAAAACGCCUGUACCCCAUCCUAGAUUCUAAUCACAUUAUCCCAGAUCA